This is a messenger RNA of Peronospora belbahrii, 1599 nucleotides long. The record is from the annotation of a GenBank genome assembly. NCBI's taxonomy places the organism in Eukaryota, Oomycota, Peronosporomycetes, Peronosporales, Peronosporaceae.
AUGACAGGACCAAGUAUUCCAUCGCUAGCGUUUGCUAUUGCCAUGCUAUUCACUUCGUUCGUGACUGUGCAUGCGUUGAAUGAGUCUCGCCAUCAUCUUUCAUUGGUUCACGCUCCUUCAAUACGACUUCAUGUCACGCUUCAUCGUGAUUCAUUGCAACUUCAUGGACAUUCCAAGUUUGACGUGUUUGCUACUCCAGUUGUGUCAGCAAACGACUCGAAGGUGCUCUACGAUGGCUACGCUAUCUUUGCAGAUGGUGGUCAUACCUACACGUAUUCGUAUGUACGUGGUGUCGGCUACUUGUCAACCAAUGAUGGAGAAAACGAACAAAUAGAAUGCCUUUCAUCAAGUCAACUACCAUUCAAUGCUAUUCUACAUGCAUUACACGAUAUGACUCCCAUUUCAAGCGCAUCUAUAGGUGAUGACAUGGUCAACUGCACGAGUGGAAAUCUCUUCAAAGCAACACUUGAUGGAACUGAGUUUGUUACUUGUGCAGCAGGCAAAUCUGGCUUCACAGCUUCUAACAGUGAGGUUACUAUUGAUGUGGAAUAUCUAGAUAGUCCUAUUCAAGUUCACGUACCAGCAUGGAGCAGUAGAUUAUCAUGUGACGUUGCAGCUACGGCCACUUCAAUAAGACCGACUGCGUUAGCAUGGCUAACUGGCAAUGCAGUCUCCGUAAGUAGCACAAGACAAUUGGAAAUGACCAAUCCCUUUCACAUGAACACGCCGUCGUGUAGGCCAUGCAAGUCCAAACCUCGUCCGUGCGUUUUCUUUCAUGGCACUGGCAAUCGACAUGAAAUGGAGGAGCUCCAGGACACGCCGCAGAAAGCCAGUGGCAGGAUGGGAAAUAUGAACAAACACGCUCCUUGCUGCACCGUGGUAAAGUACGCCAUCUUGAACACGCUGGACUCUAGCUGGACGGACGAUAAGCUUCAACAAAAAUUCUGUGACCGUGCCCUAAGACUGAGUAAAUCUAGCGAUAAGAAACGCGGUGUGAUUCGACACACUGUUGUCGUGACGCACUCAAUGGCUGGACUUAUCAUGUCCAUGGCUUUAGCUACUGGCAAAUGUAGAUUUGGUAAAGGGACAGCCUGGGUCGCCAUAAGCACACCUAUGAUGGGAAGUAUGGCCUCGGACUACUUUCAAGACUUUUGUGAUGGCAAGCAUACUGCCAUUGCAAAGAGUAUGUUGAAGAUCAUAGGCCAAUGUCCACUGCCACUUGCUCGCUCAUCCCUUGUGUACCAGAAUGGAAAACAUGCUUCUAGCAAGCUCAACAGGGCUUACAGAAUAGCCCAGAAAGCUUACGCGAAGAAUGUGGAUGCGGCCAUGUGCAGUGACAAUCCAAACGGCAUGUUUUCUCCGUAUGAAGGACUCAUGCGCAUUUCAGCAGCUAUGGUCUCGCACAUGUCACCACAAAAUGAUGGUCUUGUGGAGUUCCAGAGUUGUGCAGUAGGUCUUAAAAAGUACAAGUUUGGCAAGAGCUACAAGAACAAGUUCUACCAACCGGCACUAAACCACGCAGAUACAGCUUUUCUCUCGGGUGAUGGAAUCUUUAAGGACUCGCAAAAGCCAAUCAAGUGGUUUGAGUGUUUGCUGUAG